UUUUUUGAUUUUAUAGGCUUUCAUCUCUGAAUUUUCAAUCAAAUAUUUACUUAAAAAUAACGAAAUGGAUCUUGAAAUAGUGAAUGCCAAAACCAAACAAUCCUAUGGCAGCAUCUCCGUUAAAUCCCGGAGGGUUACUUUUGGCAAAUUGCGACAUUUAAUCCAUGAAAAUUUAAAGGAAACACCGCAGGCUUCACGCCAAUCGUUGGGCUUAAAUCCUUGUGAUAUGGGCAUAAAGAAUGCCGUUACACUGGAAUCCUUGUCGGUGCAUAGUGGCGAUAAAAUCUAUAUUAUUGAUUUGGGACCACAAAUUGCAUGGAAAACUGUAUUCGUAGCUGAAUAUGCUGGGCCAUUAAUUGUUUAUUUGAUUUUCUAUUUGCGGCCAGAGUUCAUUUAUGGCAAAAAAGCUGGAAAAUCGAUUUCAUUGACCACUCACAUUGCUGCAGUUUGUUAUAUCCUGCACUAUGUGAAGCGUUUGCUGGAGACCAUUUUUGUGCAUCGUUUCUCUCACGCCACAAUGCCAUUGCGAAAUUUGUUCAAGAACUGCAGCUACUAUUGGGGCUUUACGGUGUGUGUCUCCUAUCAGGUGAAUCAUCCAUUCUACAGUUCGCCAGGCAUGUCGACAGUGUGGCUUGCCCUCGGUAGCUUUGCCCUCUGCGAACAGGGUAAUCUAUCGAUCCAUCUUGCAUUGCGUAAUCUACGUCCACCUGGCACUAGUGUGAGAAAGAUUCCUGUGCCCGAUCACAAUCCCUUGACUAAGUUGUUCAAUCUAGUCUCUUGUCCAAAUUAUACCUAUGAAAUUGGAACUUGGUUGUCCUUUUCGGUGAUGACUUCCUGCACGGCUGCAUAUCUCUUCGCAUUCGUAGGCACCUUACAGAUGAUCAUUUGGUCCAUGGCUAAACAACGCAAAUAUUUAAAGGAAUUCAAGGAUUAUCCCCAACAACGUCGAUGUAUUUUUCCCUAUGUUUUGUGAGGUAAAACUUGACUUCUUAUAAAUCAAAAUUUUAAUAGUUUGUUUACCUAUGCAUUAAUUUCACUACACACUAUUUUCGAUUGAGAAUUUUUCGGUAGAUAAGUAGGUAUGUAAAGCUAGAUUUACAAUAUUAUCGGAGUCACAAUAAAGUACUAUAUGAACAAA
Messenger RNA from Drosophila willistoni, 1138 nucleotides. Its product is annotated as very-long-chain enoyl-CoA reductase-like. Gene Ontology annotation, molecular function: oxidoreductase activity, acting on the CH-CH group of donors. The record is from RefSeq and is a predicted model, not a curated record. Gene Ontology annotation, biological process: very long-chain fatty acid biosynthetic process. Lineage: Eukaryota; Metazoa; Arthropoda; Insecta; Diptera; Drosophilidae. The transcript has a single exon. Bases 65 to 973 code for a protein of 302 amino acids.